AUGACAGGCAAAAGACGAAGAAGCUCGGGGACCACUCCCUCCGCAGCCAACGAUUUCAGCUUGCAAAAUUUGAUUCGAAGAGCUGAUCGCGGACUCGCGGGUCGACUACCGGAGCCCGGUCCUCAUGCAGACGUCUACUUCCGUAACCUCUACUCGACGGAACCUGACUUUGGGAAGCUAGGCCGCCAAGACCCAAAAUUUGGCACUCUGCUCAAACGUGGAAAUCUUGAUUUCAAUGAUCCAUGUGCCGUGAUGCAGCUCACAAAGACGCUACUCAAAGCUGACUUUGGGCUGAAUAUUGAGCUACCCGACGAUCGUUUGUGUCCACCAGUACCAAACCGCCACAAUUACCUUCUUUGGCUCAAGACCCUACUAGAUAGCACUACCUACGGUGAUCCGGAUCAGGAAAUCCUCGGGCUCGAUAUCGGCACCGGAGCAAGCUGUAUCUACCCGCUUCUGGGAUCAGCAGACAUUGACUCAAAGAGUCUGGAAUUCGCCGAAAAGAACGUAGAGUUGAAUAACCUUCAAAGUCGCAUCUCCAUCAUUGCUCGUGCACCUCGAGAUCCCAUGAUUCCUUUGGCCGCUUUGGGCACAGAGUCGCUCACCUUCGUCAUGACGAAUCCCCCAUUCUACACAUCCGAAGACGACCUCCUCAACUCGGCGAAGCAAAAGUCGCGCCCUCCUCUGACGGCAUGCACCGGCGCCCCAGUGGAGAUGGUGACAGACGGCGGCGAAGUCAAGUUCGUGUCCAAGAUCCUUGAGGAAUCACUCAUCCUGCGCGAGAGGGUCCAAUGGUACACGUCCAUGUUUGGGAAACAAUCGAGCCUCGAGGAGCUUAUCGCAACUUUGAAAGAGAAGAGCAUCGACAACUACGCAGUGACGGAAUUUGUUCAAGGUAACAAAACGAGACGGUGGGCCGUCGCGUGGAGCUUCGGUACGAUGAGGCCGUCAGAGGAGGCCGCGAGGGGGAUGAAGGCUGCAAUUUGGAAGAAGCUGCUCCCUCCGAGUGUGGAAUCUGAGGUCACUACCUUUCCGCUUGGCACAGAGAUAGGGAAGCUGCAAGACAAGAUCCAAGAGCUCAUGUCUUCAUUGGAACUGGUCUCCUGGGAAUGGGACCGUCAGAAGCUUCUCGGUAUCGGCAGGGCGCGAGAGAAUGUGUGGAGUCGCGCCUGGAGACGGAAGAAGAUGCGGGAGGAACGAGAGGGCAAGGCUGCCAUCGAGGGGUUGUCGAACUCUGAGGUAUGCAAGCUUGGUUUCGAGAUUGCGCUGGAUGUUGGACGAGAGAGAACUAUCCUGAGGUGCCGGUGGAGGGAGGGGCAUGAUCAGGCACUCUUUGACAGCUUCGGUGGUUUUCUCAAGACUCGCGUGGCCUUGUGA
Molecule: messenger RNA, 1377 nt
Organism: Colletotrichum lupini
Lineage: Eukaryota; Fungi; Ascomycota; Sordariomycetes; Glomerellales; Glomerellaceae
Exons: 4
Coding region: 1-1377 (458 amino acids)
Biological process (GO): rRNA base methylation
Cellular component (GO): nucleus
Molecular function (GO): 23S rRNA (adenine(1618)-N(6))-methyltransferase activity
Source: RefSeq, a predicted model, not a curated record